This is a messenger RNA of Ambispora gerdemannii, 267 nucleotides long. NCBI's taxonomy places the organism in Eukaryota, Fungi, Glomeromycota, Glomeromycetes, Archaeosporales, Ambisporaceae. The record is from the annotation of a GenBank genome assembly.
AUGGCUGAGAAACCUAUUGUUAAGAAUGUUGACAUGAAUGAAGAAAUGCAGCAAGAGGCCAUUGAAUGUGCUCAAGCAGCCUUGGAGAAAUAUAAUAUUGAAAAAGACAUUGCCGCCUACAUCAAGCGAGAAUUUGACAAAAAACACGGAGUAACUUGGCAUUGUAUUGUUGGUCGAAACUUUGGCAGUUAUGUAACACACGAGACCAAACAUUUCAUUUACUUUUACAUCGGACAAAUUGCCAUUCUCUUGUUUAAGUCUGGAUGA